Molecule: messenger RNA, 657 nt
Organism: Cyanidioschyzon merolae strain 10D
Lineage: Eukaryota; Rhodophyta; Bangiophyceae; Cyanidiales; Cyanidiaceae
Product: DNA polymerase delta, subunit D
Exons: 1
Coding region: 1-657 (218 amino acids)
Biological process (GO): DNA-templated DNA replication; DNA synthesis involved in DNA repair
Cellular component (GO): delta DNA polymerase complex
Molecular function (GO): DNA-directed DNA polymerase activity
Source: RefSeq, a predicted model, not a curated record
AUGCCAGUGUCGACGCGAACGAGGCAAGGAGGCAGGUCCCGCGCUGCCAAGCAGCACGUCACUUCGGAGGGCGUCUCGAAGGCGACCGGUGGCGCGGCAGCUGCCAGCUCUCCAAGGGCUAGCGCACGAAACCAAAAGCAUGAUAGACAGACGCUGCGUAUGGAAGCAACGAGUCGAAAAUCGACCUUAAGUGGCGCUUCCAAGUCUGGCGCCGCGCAGACCGCUUCCGCACGAAGCGUACCAGGUUCGACGACACCUGUGCGCGUGUUACACAAAGCGCACCAGCCUGGCACGUUUGAGGAGGCGGCACCAAGGUCAGGAACGUUAUCACCGGAGACGCCAACGAAGGCUCCGAGGCCGUCAAGAACGCUGACGACAGCGACAUUGCAGGGAGCGACAGUCGGGGGCGGUGCCUCCACUUUGACAGCAAGUCCAGAGGGAUACGAAAAUGCUGAAGAUAUUUUACGUAUGUUUGACCUCGAUGUGCGAUACGGCCCUUGUGUAGGUAUCAGUCGCCUCGAGCGCUGGGAACGUGCCCAGGCGCUGGGCCUUGAACCGCCGCUGCUUGUGCGCGACGUACUCACGUCUGCGUCUGGUUUGCCGAGCGCUGCUUCUCUUAUGGAACCUAUUUUCUCCUUCCCCCAACGGUAUCUCUAA